AUGCCCAGCGAGACAGAACCCCUCCUCCCUCGCUAUGAGGAUGACACUACCCGUCAGCGUCAGCUCCACCAGAAAUUGCAUUCCUAUCAGAUGGUACGCGCCCUAUCCGAGGGGUACAUGCCAUCCACUGAACAAGCCAUUGCCAACUUACGCACCCUGCUCGCCUCCGACCUACUCAACCUUCGAAAUCAGGAGAUCGGCAGUCACGGUCGCCAACUAGUGCGCGAUGCACGUCUCUGGACCGAGGCAUGCAUUGACUUUCUCCACACCAAAAAUAGUCACGAUAAACUACAGGACUUUCUCUGGCACCUCUCCCGAUCUCGGGUGAUGUUGGAUGGUUCCCGUGUCUCUCACACCGCGGCCCACGUGAAAGCGCGCGCUGAUACUAAAGCUGCGUACGAUAGUUUUCGUACCAUCGGGAGCUUGCUUCUAACCAACGCUGACUUCCGACUUUUUAUCGAUGACGUCGCCACGAUUGGUCGCCAGAUCUUUGCUGACACUGCCUCCUCCCUCUCCGAGACUUCCAAAAAGGUUGCUGAACAGAUUCAGCCUUCCGAGGAAGAACAGCAGGCGCUGUCAGGACCUGGUGCCGAUGAGGAGCACCAAAUCUCACGGGAGGAAGUACAGGAAGAGUUGGCCGACGCAGCCAAAGUAGCUGGAAAGGGCAUUGCAGCAACUGGCCACGCAGCGGUGCAAAGCGCCCGUGAGCACUUUGCUGGCCAAGAGAAAGAGACAUUGCUGUAUCGGAUCAAGAAAGUUGUCUUGAGACUCCGUGAGCGGACUGACUAUUCGGACUCGGUUUCUACCAUUGUCCAGCUGGUACAGCGCUACGCCGUGAUCUAUUCUAGUGUGGCUGAAGACACUGCCUCGGCUGCAAAUGAAGAUAUUGAACCUAAUAACGACUUGAAACAGGCGGUCGAGCAAUUUUGGGAAUUGUUGCGAUCGUUCGGCCAAGCGGAAGAGUGGGAUAAACUCCAGCAAAAGUUCCAUGAUGUCCUACGUCACGCGAAUAAGGAUCCCGAUUUUGAACGACUGAUGGGAGAAGUAGGGAACUCGUUACAGAAUAUGCUGACCGACCCAGAGUUUUUUGAUUCAGCCCCACAAAAGCUGGAAGAGCUGCAGCAGCAGUCGGAGAAGGUCGGGUCGGAAACUAGUCUCCGUCAAGAUAUAGACAAAUUUCUUGUCCAGACCAAGCAAACGUUGCGUACAUUGCCUGACGAUCCAGCUGUUUACAAGCUUUUCAAUGCGACCAAGAAGAUCUAUGAAGAUGUCUGGAAGGCGUACAAUAGCAACAAAGAUCGCUUCCCCGCGGAUCUGGCAAAUGUCGCCUUACCUGUCAUUCUACGGAUGAUUCAAUAUGUGCCAAUUCCUCGUCUGGAGGUUUCAGCUCCAGAGAUGGACCUGUUGUUGGAAAACCUCAUUCUGGAACCUGGCCACACGGUCAACUUUUCUUCAUUCCUGCCCUAUCGCAUGCAUUUAAGGACACAGAAUGAUAUUGUAAUCGUCAAAAAGCAUUCAAAGCGAACGGACACAUCCAUCAGAACCAUGUUCCAUGUGUCCCUCAACGGCCUGAAUAUCAGUGCACAGGAAUUUGGCUACUGGUUCAAGACUCACCACCUCUUCUUCCGCUUGAGAGACGAAGGAAUCGCCAGCUUCUACCUCGACCGUCGCGGUGUGGAUAUCGAUCUCGACAUCGAGAUUGGCCGUGACCGACUCGAGCACAUCUUUACCCUCCGCGGCGUUCGAGUUCGUAUCCACAAGCUCGACUACAAAGUACAGAAGAGCAAGUGGAAAUUCCUUCUGUGGCUGACCAAGCCAUUCCUCAAGCACCUGGUGCGUCGCGUGUUAGAAAGAAAAAUCGCAGAGGAGAUCGUGAACGCCGCUUCUACUUUGAACCGGGAGCUGGUCUUUGCCCGCGAGCGCUUGCGUGCUACUCGCAUCGCUAACCCGCAGGAUCUGACGACCUUUGUGCGGGCCGUGCUGGCACGCUUGGUGCCUGCCAAUGAUGAUGUUGAGACUCGCAUUGGUCUUGAACCCCCUGACAGUGGUGUUUUCAAGGGUGUUUAUGCUCCGGGUAGUAUUGUCAAGACGUGGCAUGAAGAGGCUAUCGGGGCCCAGGAGGCAAUCGAGAAUGGCGAUGAGACUCAUGGACUGGGCUACACGUGGCGCAAUGAUAUCUUUGAUGUAGCUGGACACCAUUAA
Penicillium verhagenii is the source of this 2202-nucleotide messenger RNA. RefSeq lists its product as uncharacterized. The record is from RefSeq and is a predicted model, not a curated record. The coding region runs from base 1 to 2202 and encodes 733 amino acids. The transcript has 2 exons. Gene Ontology annotation, molecular function: lipid binding. Lineage: Eukaryota; Fungi; Ascomycota; Eurotiomycetes; Eurotiales; Aspergillaceae.